Messenger RNA from Pelagomonas calceolata, 1216 nucleotides. NCBI's taxonomy places the organism in Eukaryota, Pelagophyceae, Pelagomonadales, Pelagomonadaceae. The record is from the annotation of a GenBank genome assembly.
CUCAGCUUUGAUCAUCUCCUUGUCGAUCUAUUGUGGUGCUACAGCUCGCACGAGAGCAGACUCAAGCAGCAGAGACGCGCUGUUAGCAUCAAUUUCAAGGGCCUGCUCAGCUUGCGGCAGCGAUUCGAGCCGUCACGCUGCGUGCAGCUCUCAACAAGUCAUCACAAUCUCUGCAAGCUGCACUGGCUGCCGGCACGUCGUCGACGCGAGGUCACAAGCGCAGCAGUAUAACUUGCAGUGGACUGCAGUGGACUGCGUGCGCAGCAAAGCACUCAGCGGACUCCGUGAGCACGAUGCGCUGCCUGCUCCUCGUGACCACUGCGUGCGCACUAGCGCCGAUUACGACGCCGCCGAAGCGGACUGAAUUUAGGGAAGGCAUCGGCGGCGCUACCAAGGAGCAAGCGGUUGCUGUCGGAGAAACUGUAGAAUGCGCAAAAAAGCCUAUCGGACCGAGGGACGUUAUAGUGAGAUGCUACGACAUAUCGAGUGACGGGAAGCUUGCCCCAGCGCUCAGUCUGGCGACGUCGAAGCGCGUGCACUGGUUCCCGAAGCUGACUUGUUCAGUUGGCGAUCGCGCGUGGGCUUCAGUGCAUAAGUCGAAGUUUACCCGGCGCGUCUCUGCCACUGCUGAAUUUAUCGGGUGCACCCGACUCACUGUUUGAUUUGCGCACAGGUGGGCUUAUGAUGGAGAGAUAGAGCCCACCAGUAACUCUGUGGUCGCGCGCGCGGCCGGCGAGCCGGUAUUUUCUUUCAACCUCGGCGAAAGUGUCUACGAUGAUGCCGGGAUAGAUGAAGUGCUCCGAAAGAUGGAAGCUGACUACAAUGAGGAGGAAUACGACUUCUUCUUCCGGAAUUGUAGUCCGCGCGCGGUGCCGAAUUAUUAUCGCUUCGAUUCCCACGCCAUCGACGCCAUUCUUAGGGACCUUGGGCUCACUUGUCGCGCUCCCACGCAGAUCACUUCGCCGACGACCUGGGCCGGCGCCUGAGUGGCGGCAACGAGGUGGACCGGAAGUUCAUGGAAGACUUUGUGAUAUUCGAGUCGGAGUCCCUCUUGUGCAACAUGGCUAGCUUCCAGCGGUCGAUGACCAUGGCCGUGACGCGCCAGAUCCAGAAGAUCGUGAUCGUGUCUUGGAGGCGGUCGUGGAAGAAAGCGCUCGCGGAGGAGGCGGAGGCGUCGAAGGUAACGACUUAGUUUACUUAGGAAGGGAUUCUAGGG